Molecule: messenger RNA, 732 nt
Organism: Balaenoptera musculus (blue whale)
Lineage: Eukaryota; Metazoa; Chordata; Mammalia; Artiodactyla; Balaenopteridae
Gene: LCN6
Product: lipocalin 6
Exons: 8
Coding region: 1-732 (243 amino acids)
Molecular function (GO): small molecule binding
Source: RefSeq, a predicted model, not a curated record
AUGAGGGGUGUGCUGCUCGCCGCCCUUCUGGCUUUGGUCUUGGUGCCCAGGGCCCGGGCCGCGUGGCUGGGGAGGCUGGACCCUCGGCAGCUCCUGGGGUCCUGGUACAUUCUCGCCGUGGCCUCGGGGGAGAAGGACUUUGUGGUGGAGAAGGCCACAAAGAACAUCGAGGGGGUCGUGGUGACCCUCACGCCAGAGAACACCCUGAAGAUGCUGUCCUCCCGGCACAGGCUGGAGAGAUGCCACCUGCAUGCUGUGGAACUGCUGAAACAAAAUUCCAGAUGGGUGUUCGGGAAUCCCUCCCUGGGUGUGCUGGAGUACCGGGUGCUGGGCACCAACUUCAGGGACUAUGCCAUAGUGCUCACGCAGCUGGAGCUCCAGGACGAGGCCUUCAGCACCGUGGAGCUGUACAGCCGCACGGAGCUGGCCAGCCAGGAGGCCAUGGGCCUCUUCACCAAGUGGAGCAGGAGCCUGGGCUUCCGGUCCCAGCAGCAGGCCAAGCUGCAGAAGGACCUCACCUGUGCACACAAGGUCUUCCAGGGUCCCUCUGGCCCGGAGGUGGGAGCUGGGCUGGAGGCAGCUGCUCCUCCCGCAGGGCUCACGACGGCCCCGGGCAGGCAGGAGGCUGGCCCGCUCAAUUUGGAGGAAGACCCUGUGAUCUGGAUGAAGUGCUGGCUCGCGGCUGCAGGCUGGCCGGACACCCACGCAGGGCUGGUGGCCUGGGACAUUUAA